Messenger RNA from Prunus persica (peach), 1004 nucleotides. RefSeq names its product UDP-N-acetylglucosamine transferase subunit ALG13 homolog. Gene Ontology annotation, biological process: dolichol-linked oligosaccharide biosynthetic process. Gene Ontology annotation, cellular component: UDP-N-acetylglucosamine transferase complex; extrinsic component of endoplasmic reticulum membrane. Gene Ontology annotation, molecular function: hexosyltransferase activity. The record is from RefSeq and is a predicted model, not a curated record. Bases 319 to 855 code for a protein of 178 amino acids. NCBI's taxonomy places the organism in Eukaryota, Viridiplantae, Streptophyta, Magnoliopsida, Rosales, Rosaceae. The transcript has 4 exons.
UCCAUCACACGUGUUCGAGCAAAGCCCGUGCCAUUAUCCUUCUUCACCCUCCGGCGUGCUCUCUCUCUCUUCUUCUCAAGCUGUCAGUCUGACGGCCAUGGCGAAGCUUACAGUCGAUUAGUCACCACUUUAGGAGGGCACGAGAAGAGCUGAGAGAGCUCAGAACCGUCGAUUAGCCGCCACGUACUCGCAUCCCAACCGUCCCCUUCAAUUUCAGUCGCACAAGCCCAUUAGCCUUUUCUUCAAGGUGUUUCUUGUUGCUUGUGGUUGCUAUAGGGUUAAGUAGUUUGUGCUUUGGGGAAAUUUACAUGAUUGUAGAUGGGAGAUACUGAGGCUACCGUGAAGUCGAAGAAGACAGUUUUUGUGACUGUUGGAACUACUUCUUUUGAUGCUCUUAUUAGAGCAGUGGAUACUCAGGAGGUUAAAGCAGAGUUGUUAAGGAGAGGGUAUACCCAGCUUCUCGUUCAAAUGGGCCGUGGAUCUUAUAUCCCCACCAAGUCUGAAGGAGGAGAUGAGACCCUUGCUGUAGACUACUUCACUUUUUCAUCAAGCAUUGCAGACCAUCUGAGGGCAGCAUCUCUUGUGAUUAGUCAUGCAGGGUCAGGGAGCAUAUUUGAGACAUUGCGGCAUGGUAAGCCAUUAAUUGUGGUGGUGAAUGAAGAUUUGAUGGACAACCAUCAAAGUGAGUUGGCAGAGGAACUAGCAGACAGGAAGCAUUUGUACUAUGCUCGUACGCGGACACUUCAUCGUGUUAUAGCAGACAUGAAUUUGGAUUCCCUCAUUCCAUACCACCCAGGUGAUGCCACACCUGUCGCCAAGCUUAUCAAUCAGUUUCUUGGUUUUGCAGACGACUGAUGGAAUUUUAAAAUUUUAUGACUAGCAUGAUGUCCAUUUGAAUAAAAGAUUUGCAAUGUGAUAGAUAUUGAUUGAUCAUCAUACACGGUUGAACCAAAUGAAGAUUAAUAGGAUUGGGUUGGCCAGGAUCUCAAAUCCUUUUGAUACCA